AUGGUUCCGCCGGGCAUGUGGAACAGCAGCGUUGCCACGGCCGCCAGCCCAUCCUCGGUGGGUUCCAGGGUGAGGGGGCCGGGCCUGGUGCGGCUGCCGCUGCCGGUGGAGGAGGAGCUGCCGCCGGUGACGUGGCCGUGCCGGCGGGCGCGAGCCGUGGACGCUGACGAGGUGGUCGGCAACACCGAGGACUUGCCGGCGGUGUUCGCGUCGUUCCUCGGCGCUCUGCUUGGCCUUCCAGAGGAGAACGCAGGCGGCCAGGAAGAGGAAGAAGCAGGAGAAGAAGACACUGAAGAAGACAAAGAGGUCGAUGUGGGCCUGGUCUUGCCGGAAGAAGAGCAGCCCCUGGGUCUCGCCCUCGGCCGUGCCGACAAGCGCCAGGAAGAAGCGCUGCGUUUUCAGGGCGUGACGCUGGUACGGGAAGGUGACCACCAGCCUCUCCCGCAGAGCCCGUACCACCAGCACCGUCCGUGGGCGUACAACCGUCACGCUCUCCCCGCCCGUCUGCGUCUGCGUCUGCGUCUGGCCCGGGCCGGUCAGCUGCAGCGUGUGCCGGCCGGUCAGCGGGUGCACGGACACGGUGAAGGAGGAAUGCGAGUCGGACAGGUAGACGUCCAGUUGGCCGAAGGUCACGUCCACCGUGAUGCGGAUGUCCACGUUCGUGAACUUGGGCUGCACGGCAAAGAAGACGGAGCGGCCAGACGCCAGGUUACGGAUCCGCGGCUCGUGGUAGCAGUUACUCUGCGACGUUGGGUCAAAGCAAUAUUCCUGCUCCACUGUGAUCUGCCGGCUGCCCGCCACUCCCACUGUGGUCUGGAGUGGAGGGGGGGGAUGUUGGUGAUGGGGGGUGAGUUGAGGAACGGCUCACUGACCAGUGACGUGUGGGUGUACGAGCCCCUCGCUGACCAGUGGCGACGGCUGCAGCCUCUCAGCUCCCGCAACCCGCCCGGCCUGGCCUCACAUGCAGCUGCACUGGUGGACGGCAGCCUGUACGUCUACGGAGGGCGUACAGAGGAGGGCAGCUUCAGCGGGACAAUGUUCCGCUUGGACCUGCAGCGUCUGGAGUGGGAGGAGGUUCUGCCCACUGGAGGCAAGAGCCCACCCGUGGCUGCCCACUCCAUGGUCUUCCACCCCCAAUCACGUACCCUGCUCAUACACGGCGGGCACCGACUCUCCCCACGCUUCAGUUACCGGACUAACAGCACGGACAUCUUCCACGUGGACCGGCGUUACUGGAGCAGCCUGGCAGCACGCCCAUCAGCCGCCGGCCCCCGUGAGAGGGCCUUCCACACCGCCACGCUGGUCGGCAACUACAUGGUGGUGUACGGGGGUAACGUCCACAUACACUACCAGGAGGAGAAGUGCUACGAUGAUCGCAUAUUCUUCUACCACCUGGGCUGCCACCAAUGGGUCUCUGGCCAGGAGCUGGGACUCCUCAUCAACAGUGCCGAUGGGCGCGAGGGCAGGUCUCGCCGCGGGCGUUACUCCCACGUGGCGGCGCUGAUGAGAGGCAACGUCCUGCUGGUGGCCGGCGGCUUCAGCGGGCAAAGCCUGGGGGACCUGGUGGCCUAUAAGCUGCCUGUCUUUGUCUCACAUGUCAUGGUGCAGAACGUUCAUGUUGACUAUUGCUCGCUGUACGGAGCCGAGGUUACCUGUAGCAAGGACCCCGAGUGUGUGUGGUGUCAGAGCCGUUGCCAGAGCUACCAGCCCCACAGCACGUGCCCGCAGCGAGGGUGUCUGGGCCUUUCCGGCCUCCUCACCGACUGCCAAUCGUGCCUGGUGUUCGGGCAGAGCCGUGGUUCACCGCCACACACCCCCGGUGCCCUGGGCUGGUGCGUGCAGACUGCCACCUGUCUACCUGUAUCAGGUACGGGCCACCUCCCCAUCUAA
Molecule: messenger RNA, 1890 nt
Organism: Amblyraja radiata (thorny skate)
Lineage: Eukaryota; Metazoa; Chordata; Chondrichthyes; Rajiformes; Rajidae
Gene: megf8
Product: multiple EGF-like-domains 8
Exons: 10
Coding region: 1-1890 (629 amino acids)
Molecular function (GO): protein binding
Source: RefSeq, a predicted model, not a curated record